AACUCAAGCCAGGUCGCUGAUCGUGAAUAUAGUGUGUAUUUGUGAAGACACACGCCGUGCAUAUGCCGUGGGAAGACAUGAUUUUGUGGGCUGCCGAAGUAUAUCACGUUUGAUAGUACAGAGCCCGAUUGUCAAAAUUAAAUUCGACCAUCGUAUCCAGGAUCUGGGUGAUACAGAUGAUUGAUUAUGGAUUUGAUGCAGCGAUCUUGAAGGUGGCAUGUUUGUUCACUUCCUUCCUUCUACUGGCUGGAGGUGUCAGCUCCCAAGCCCUAGAAAAUUUCUCGUGGGACUAUUCGCCAAUCCUGAGCGACACCCGCGAUCAAAAUAUCCUGUUCUCUGACCUGCCAGGCUUCACCCGCAGCACGUACAGGAGGGACCACGCCCUGAUCACGCCUGAGAGCCGAGUGUGGGCGGGACAACCUGGCUGGGUGAAUGCCACCACAGCGCACCUCAUCUCACCCACGGCGGCCACGGGGGCCAACUUUGUGAUGUUCCUUGCAAAGCUGGCGCCUGAGGGGAGUGCAGGCGCCCCGCCAAAGGGCAUUGAGAGGUUCAUCUUUGUUUUGGAUGGGUUGGUGGACGUGGCGGUGGGCAGCGCAAAAUCCGGAGACGAGCUGCAUGCGGACGAUUACGCAUACUUCCCUGCAGACACCCCGCACAGAAUCUCCUCUGUGCACGGCGCCGGCCUGCUGGUGUUUGAGCGGCGUUAUGCGCUGCCUGGCCGGAAGGCCGCCUUCCAGAGGGGAUCCACCCAGUCGCAGCCAAUCCUGCCCUGUGCAGGAGAGGUGUUCCUGCUGCGGAAGCUGCUGCCGCAGACGGGGGACUAUGAUUUUAAUGUGCACGUGAUGGACUUUGCCCCGGGGGAGUACUUAAAUGUGAAGGAGGUGCACUACAACCAGCAUGGCCUCCUGCUGGCGGCCGGGCAGGGUAUCUACCGGCUGGCUGAUGAGUGGUACCCCGUCCAGUCUGGCGAUGCCAUCUGGAUGGCGCCAUAUGUGGUGCAAUGGUAUGCAGCUCUGGGUACACAGCCCAGCAGGUACAUCCUGUACAAGGACACCACUGUGGACCCAGGACUCUGAUAAGAGGGAGAGAUGCAUUCUUAUCUCUGUUGAGACCCCGCAACAGGUCCAGUUGAUGAUUCUGAAUAUUUAGUGGCAUGAGCAGCAUCUUGAUAGGAGGCAACUGCCCAGAAUUUCACAUGGUCUGAGACACUUGUACUACAAAGAAUUGAUGUGCGGAAACCCACACGCCAUGCACACUCGUGAACAGCCUUUGAGAGCACUGUCAGUCAAUACUUGUACCACUAUGCGGUUCUAUAUCAGUCCGAUUUGCGAGUUGCUCUUAUGUCUUUAAAGUUUGUUUGUCCUUUGAGUGAUGUUUGCUGCUAAUUAGGAGCCUCUGAGUGUGUUGCUUUCGGCCAGUUGCUCUUGUAACCACUGCAACUGCUGAACAUUGCGUCCUUUAAGCUCAAUUGCUCG
This is a messenger RNA of Coccomyxa subellipsoidea C-169, 1478 nucleotides long. RefSeq names its product RmlC-like cupin. Bases 177 to 1079 code for a protein of 300 amino acids. The transcript is spliced from 7 exons. Gene Ontology annotation, molecular function: ureidoglycine aminohydrolase activity. Lineage: Eukaryota; Viridiplantae; Chlorophyta; Trebouxiophyceae; Coccomyxaceae. The record is from RefSeq and is a predicted model, not a curated record.